UGUAUCCGGUGCCUGUUGCGCGCGCUUUUUAGGCUUCAUUCAACCUUUGCUUUGGCGACUUCUCAGUUGGUUUUAUCCAGUGGCGGCAGUGCUUCCUUAGGUCUCGAAAUGCCCGUUAAAAGAUCACUGAAAUUGGAUGAUCACUUUGAAGAAAAAUCAUUUGAUCCUUCAAAAAUCUCAAGGAAAAGUAUCACAGCUUAUUCUCCUACAACUGGAACUUGUCAAAUGAGCCCGUUUUCUUCUCCCACAACCCCUAAAGAACAAGAGCAUAGAAAUGGACCAUCAAAUGGAAAGAGCAAAACACUGAAUCACCCCAGCUUAACCGAAAAAAAGGAACGUAGAACAAAAGAAAAUGAUGAAUUCUUGGUGUUGCUAUCUAAAAUUGAAAAAUCAUCAGAAAAAAUCAUGGAGAUAAUGCAAAAUUUAAGUAGUAUACAGGCCUUGGAGGACAACAGAGAGCUUGAAAAUCUCAUUGGCAUUUCCCGGGUGCCAUGCUUCUUAAAAAGAGAAGUGGAGAAGACCAAAGAACUAAUGACAAGUGUAACAAAACAAAAACUGUUUGAAAAGAAGAGUUCAAAACGCCCUCACAAAGGCACUUAGAAGAAAUGCACCCACCAUGAACACAACUUCUGCAUCUGCCUGAUCGUAUUUAAAGGAACCAAAGAAAUGUGUGUAAUUAAUCUGCCCAGCAAAUACCAAUCCGUAGCACUAAGCAGGUGCAAGUCUAGAUAAAGUUUCUUGCAGCUAAUUUAAACUUUCUACACACACCAGUAGAUAAUCUCAAUGUAAAUAAUAUAGUUCUUCUUGAUCCUUUAAUGUGAGCCAGGGUGCACAGCAGUCUUGACUUAUAUUCUCUAUUGUAUACAUUUCUAUAUACUUUUAGCAUUUGUGGAUAGAAUUACGGCUCUGCCUUUGUAGAGUUACAUGCUUUCCUAGAACUCACAAUAAACCGAAUGGCUGGCUAGUAAACCAGGUACCAGCUUUCCCACUCAAAAGCUGUUUAUUAAUUUAUCUCAGGGAUGACCACUAUUAUACUCUAGGGACUUUCUAUGUUAUAUAGAAAAAUAUUUUGAGAAUUUUAAGGUUUCAUACAUUUUUUAAAUUAUGAAAUGCAUUUUAAAUAUCAGAUUGCAUUUUCAGUACAGACAUUUAUAUGCGAAGUUGUUUAAACUCAAGACUUCAGUGACUUUAAAGAAAAAACAUUAUUAUGGAGCAUGUGAUCCCAUUCAGAUUGUUUGGAAACAUUAGCUUAAAUUUCCAUGGUUCUGUGCUAUUUGUGUCACCAUCUAUUUUGUUAUCAAGAUAAAGAGGGAAGGGGAAUUAUAGAAUAUGCCACAUCUUGAUAGCAGUUUCUAAAACCC
This is a messenger RNA of Nannospalax galili (Upper Galilee mountains blind mole rat), 1361 nucleotides long. RefSeq names its product integrin subunit beta 3 binding protein (gene Itgb3bp). The transcript has 8 exons. Gene Ontology annotation, biological process: regulation of DNA-templated transcription; CENP-A containing chromatin assembly. Gene Ontology annotation, cellular component: nucleoplasm. The record is from RefSeq and is a predicted model, not a curated record. The coding region runs from base 109 to 600 and encodes 163 amino acids. NCBI's taxonomy places the organism in Eukaryota, Metazoa, Chordata, Mammalia, Rodentia, Spalacidae.